AGAUUUGAACGAGCUUAGUUUGAAGGAUAACGUUGUGCGCUAAGCUUAUGUUCGGACAAUUGCUCUUCGAGGCACUUAUGUUUGUAGAAAUUUUUCAUAAAUUACUUUACUUAUUAUAAGUUUAAUGUUUUGUCUGUAUAUACGGUGAUUUUUAUAAUUGCUGAUGUCUUAGUAGUCUAGCUAUCACUAGUCAAAGCUUUCUAGUACGCUUUCGAUCGGAUGGACAGCCUAUUUCCCGCAUAUUGAGUACCAGAAGUCGACUCUGCGUGCUUUAGUUGGUAUAGUUUAUUAAUUUUUGAUAACGUAGGUAAGAAUAAUUUGUGAAUGACCUUUGAGUGGUGCUAAAGUAAUCCCAAUCUCCCUAUUUUUUGUGAAAAUUUGACCCGUUUCGGGAGAAUUUCGGCGAAGCCCCCUUAGUAAAUUUUGGGGUUUUAAUGUCAUUUUUUCAAAAAAUUUGUAUAGCGGCUCUCCAAGUAUUUCCCUAAAUUUUCCCAGAAUCUUAUUACACUUUGGGGGAAUCCGUCUAUACUUAUUUAUGAAACCGCAAACAUUUUCCGCAAUUUCGGUGAAAUAAUCCAAAAUGCCUCGUUUUAAUGCCAUAAUUCUCCACAUUUUUCGACAGAUAUCACGAAAAAGCCUUACGAUAAUAAUCACCUAAAAGUUUCUACUCAAGCGUUCCAUUUUUUCCCUGUCAAUUACGGACAGUAAACACAGUGCCAAAAAAACUUAACUACAGUUCGUUACGACAAUCGAUCUAUCGCUGUAAUUAAAAAGACUGAUGUUAUGAUUCAUCAAAGGAAAUCAUCACUUGCAGAAACUCAAAGCUAUCAACUACAAGGCCUGACAAUGUAGCAAUUGCCAACGGUCAACUAGGUUUCACCACACAAAUUACUGAUGGAGGUCGGAUUAGGUUAGUCUCAAACCAAAACGCUAAUUAGAAGUAAACAAAAAAUAUUCCAAAAACAAAUAGCAAUAGUCGAUAUAUUGAGAACCUUGGCGUGUGCAUAAAAUUUACACAGAAAUAUUCUAGCGGACUAGAUAUAGGUCUCCGACCUGUCCCGAAUAUGCAUUAAUCAAAGCUCUUGUUAACAGGGAUCCAACACAAUUGUUCGUUUUCUUGCUCAAAGUCAGUAGAUGUGCAUCAUAAGCCCAUAUUUUCUUGUAAGGAAGCCAGUAUCUACGGAGAUAUUCCCAGUCGCGCCUACUUAGUUCAUUUACGACUCACGAAUUUUGCUCGUUUCUGCGAAAUAAAUAUGUUAUGGGCAUUACUGUCCAAUGGCUUCGACCUUUAUUAGCUAGCCCUGAUGAACACUUGCCACUUAAUCUCACAUUUAAAAACAAUCUCAUCAAAUCGAUUGUUCGUUUGCCUCUGCAAAAAACGUCGAUAGAUGUGGAAAUUGGAAAUCUUAGCCAGUCUAUGGGUCGUAAGGGAUGCCGCUAUUUCAGAUUGUGCGCAAACCACUACAAACGUCUGUCACCCAAGUGUUUCCUAUUAUUUCCGUAAACCUAUCCAGUAUCUAAGUUACAUCUGGUCUUAAUUCUUUUCGCUUCCAUGUGAACGUAAACGAUAAAUAUCAGUGAUUACAAACAAAAAGAAAGUAUCUCUCUACCUGGUAAAACUGAACAUGAAACCUCCUCACUUCUUGCUAUUAGUAUUGUAAGUUGAAUCUAUACUAAAGACUCCCAGAUACUUUCAAUGUAAUGUAAUUUGUUGGUUACUUUUAAAACAAACUUUUAUUCAAUUUCUAUCUUCAGAAAAUCAUUCUUUCAAAUCCCCGUUUACUUCUAAUUUAGUAAACACUUGCUGUAUGCCUCAAUCUAAAAAUAGAAUAGUGCACACCCUGUUAGCUUAUACUUUCAUAUGAUCAAUGGUCUCAUUCGAAGAUGACAAUCCUAGAAGUAUUGGACUCAAUUUUUUAUUUAUUUCCAGGUAACAAUCUCUGUCCAUAAAUUACCAUACAGAAAUUACUGCGCAGAUAAUUUUUAAAUAUCAUCAAAGACUUUGCGUACUUUUGUAACUACAGUGAAAUGCGUGACACUAAUGCACAUCUAGGAACUUUGACUCAUAAGUCAGACUCCCGAUGAUCUUCUAAUAAUCUCUAUUCUCUGUGGUUUUCUUUUUGGACAAACUUUUCAUUUAACCGCAACUAACUUUCCAAUUUUUUUCGAUUUCAGUUGUGCUCAUGAAACAAGUGGUACUAACGACUGUCUUAGGUCUUCCGGGAAGUGGAAAAAGUACAUUGUGUGAACGUCUGCAUCAGUUAGAAACAAAUGAUUGUUCAGUUAUGUGGCUAGAAUAUGAUCAACUUGUUCCAGUACAAAUACUCUCUCUGAAAGCAAACAAUUCUGAUUGGAAGGACUGGCGUCAAGCUGUUGUUGGUUGUUUGGAGAAACUGUUGGCUUUAUGGAAGGGGUUCGACAUUAUACACGAUUUGAAUGAAAAAGAAAAAGUUAUUUGGUUGAGGAUAAACAUAUACUCUACUCUAGAUGCGAAGGACAUCAUAGUUUUAUUAGACGACAAUUUCUACUACUUUAGUAUGCGUCGUUCAUUCUACAAUUUAGCAAAAAAGUAUUCAUGUAGUUAUGCGUCAAUAGUUUGUAAAUGUGCGAUAGAUACUUGCAUUCUUAGAAAUCGCGCUAGGCCAAGUCCAGUUCCAGAUGAUACUAUCCAUAAGAUGGAGAGAAAAUUCGAAUGGCCCGAUCCAGUCAACAAUUUAUGGGAGAAGCAUACAAUCACAAUCAGUUCACUUCAAGAGAAUGUACAUAAUCCAGUCAGUUUGCUUCGUUUCUUAAAACUGUUGUUGAACCAACCGAUUAUAAGUGAAGAUUCUGUAAAAGAUGAGGAGAAAAACAGAAGCAAGCGUAUUAAUCUAGACAGUUUACUCCAUAAUGUGGAUAUUCACUUGAGAAAGGUCACAAAUCACACAAUUAAAUCUAAAGAUUGUUUGUGGAGAACUCAGUAUGCAAAAAUGGCAUCGGAUAUUAAAGCACAGUGUUUACAAGAACUGCACAAGACCAUAUCCGGAGAAAAUAGUAUUUGGACAGUUGAAAACUGUCAAAAGUUUGCAGAAGAACUGUUCUAUGAGAAACUUGAUGAGGUUCUUAAUAAGAAAGUAACGGCUGGUUAUAAAAACACAUUGCCUGAAAUAUAGUUGUAGAAAAAUAAUUGUAUAAGUACUCGAGUAUACUUUGAGAUGCCCAGCAUUGUAAUUCAUGUUAUCACACUUAUUUUCUUAUAGAUACUUGUUCUAUAUGUUUAAUUUGCCAUAAUAUAAAUGUAUUUCAUUGACAAUGUAAAAGUGACUACGGUUUUCCUAAUGUUUACCUCUUCACUUUAUUCUGUAAAUGAAAUAUCAAGUUACUAGCUAAUCGAUUUAUUGAAAAGUUC
Molecule: messenger RNA, 3388 nt
Organism: Schistosoma bovis
Lineage: Eukaryota; Metazoa; Platyhelminthes; Trematoda; Strigeidida; Schistosomatidae
Source: the annotation of a GenBank genome assembly